Molecule: messenger RNA, 369 nt
Organism: Trichoderma citrinoviride
Lineage: Eukaryota; Fungi; Ascomycota; Sordariomycetes; Hypocreales; Hypocreaceae
Product: vacuolar ATP synthase subunit F (V-ATPase F subunit)
Exons: 4
Coding region: 1-369 (122 amino acids)
Biological process (GO): proton transmembrane transport
Cellular component (GO): fungal-type vacuole membrane; proton-transporting V-type ATPase, V1 domain
Molecular function (GO): proton-transporting ATPase activity, rotational mechanism
Source: RefSeq, a predicted model, not a curated record
AUGUCUUCUCAAGCAGACUACAAAGACCGGGAGUUUCUCGCUGUCAUCGGCGACGAGGACUCUGUAACGGGCCUCUUGCUCGCUGGCAUCGGCCACAUCACCACCGGCGCCGACGCACAGAAGAACUUCCUCGUGGUUGAUAGCAAGACGGAGACUGCAGCCAUCGAGUCCGCCUUCGACAACUUCACGGAGAGAAAAGACAUUGGCAUUGUCUUGAUAAACCAGCACAUCGCCGACCGGAUACGGCACCGAGUCGAUUCCUACACCGCCGCCUUCCCUACCGUUCUCGAAAUCCCCAGCAAAGACCACCCCUAUGAUCCCGAGAAGGACAGCGUGCUGAGACGGGUGCGUCGUCUGUUCGGAGAGUGA